GAACUCGAUGCUGCUGUUCUACCACCAGACCAGCCGUUAAAUGAGUUAACAUCACCAAGUUAUGCUGACAGUAACACAUUGAGUGUUAAGGAACUCGGUGCUUCUCUACCGCCACCACCGCCGCCGCCGACCUACAAGCCAUCAGCACAAGGUUUUGUUGACUUUUAUCCACCACCAUAUCAGGAUCCUCUCACUGAUUGGGGACCUCCUCCCCACGGCCGCAGCAGUUGGAGUCCAGUGGCCAUAAAAUUGCCUUCUACUUCUAUUCUUCUACCGGAACCCAAACCGGGCAAGCGGUCGUUAUAUAUGCAGUCACCAACUCCAUCUAACUUGGUAUAUCGAAGAACCUAUUACCAUACGUACACUCCGAGUCCAACUUAUACUCCCACUGCCCCUGGCGGUUACAGUUACUCUCAAUCUCAGGAUGCUAUGCACGCCAAGCCACUGCUCUUUGCUAAAAUCGCACUCCAUUGCUACAAUCUCGAAAAGGGGACACACUUUGAACGUUUGGGUCUGCCUCGAGAUUAUGACCAGACCUUAGAGGCAAGGGAUCCAGCACGCAAUUACACUUGCAGGUUUGAAACAAAUGUUCGGCUUGCCACUGAGAAUAAAGAUUGCUUCCAUGUUGUCACAACCCGCUGCAGGCCCUUGCCCCCACCUCCUCCACCAGGUAAUAUGAUUGCAAAAAUG
This is a messenger RNA of Brassica oleracea var. oleracea, 690 nucleotides long. Its product is annotated as leucine-rich repeat extensin-like protein 2. NCBI's taxonomy places the organism in Eukaryota, Viridiplantae, Streptophyta, Magnoliopsida, Brassicales, Brassicaceae. The annotation marks the transcript as partial. The record is from RefSeq and is a predicted model, not a curated record. The transcript has 4 exons.